Striga hermonthica is the source of this 804-nucleotide messenger RNA. The record is from the annotation of a GenBank genome assembly. NCBI's taxonomy places the organism in Eukaryota, Viridiplantae, Streptophyta, Magnoliopsida, Lamiales, Orobanchaceae.
AUGAUGUCAACACGUAACUUCACAAUAUACCCUCUCCUCUUCCUCCCCUUCUUCUUCCUCCUUGCUCUAGCUGGCAACAGCACCAGCCAGAGCAAAGGCGGCAUCGCCAUCUACUGGGGCCAGAAUGGCAACGAAGCCUCCCUGAACGAGACAUGCGCCACCGGCAGAUUCGCCUACGUCAACAUUGCCUUCCUCUACUUUGGCACCGACACCUACAACCUCACAUCACUUGCCGAUGCCCAGAGCCUCUCUCGUUACCUCUGGGACACCUUCCUCGGUGGCCGGUCGGCGGCAACAGCCGCCAGCCGGCCGCUGGGCCCAGCCGUCCUUGACGGUGUCGAUCUCGACAUCGAGCACGGAUUGGCCACAUACUACGGAAAGCUCGUCGAUUUCCUCCGACAGUACAACAAGACAAUUAUUGUGUCUGCUGCACCGCAGUGCCCGUUCCCGGACAAGAAUAUCGGGCCCGCGCUCGAGGGGAAAAGACGGUUCGACUACGUGUGGGUGCAGUUCUACAACAAUCCUCAAUGCCAGUUCGAUUCUGCAUCGAACGGUACGAAUAAUUUGUUGGCGUCGUGGAGAGAGUGGACGACCAACGGGUCUAUUAGGGUUGAUAAGUUAUUUUUAGGCCUGCCGGCAGCCCGGGAGGCCGCCGGAGGAGGGUAUGUUCCGGCGGAGGCGUUGACCGGAAAAAUUUUGCCUGAGAUUAAAGGUUCGCGCAAGUACGGCGGGGUGAUGUUGUGGUCGAAAUAUUGGGACGAGCAGAACGGUGAUUACAGCAAUAAAAUUUUCAAGAACGUGUGA